CGGGCCCUUACGCCGCCGACGCCAGGAGUGACCCCGUCUGGCGGCGCGCAGGCGCGUAGAACACCCUGCUGAAGGCGAGAAACGAAAGGAUGUGGCUCUGGAAUCAACCAAAGUAUGUAACGGGACCCAAAGGAGACUUCCGCGACAAUUGGUUUUCUGCAUUACUUAAUGGACCCAAUGUCUACCGGAACAGCCAGGUUGGAUGGUUCCUUCGCAAGCCUGACUGGAAGAACAUCGAGCUGCAGCCGUUCGAGAAGAACCUGUACGUGGAACACCCGGCCACGACAAGCAGGUCGAUGGCCGAAGUGAACGCCUACAGAAAAGUGAACGGUAUAUCGGUGAAAGGGUACAACGUGCCGAAUCCCAUCCUCGCUCUGGAAGAGUCCAACUUCCCGGACUUCAUCGUCAAGAGCAUCGGGGCCACACGCGACCACAAUUCACCCACGUGCAUCGAGGCACACUGCUGGCCCAUCGCACUCAGGUGCAGGAACUUUCUGGGCAUCGCGAACACGGGAUCACACAAGACGCUCGCCUACGUCCUGCCGGCAGUCAUCCACGUCAGCCGGCAGCCGCCACUAGAACAGGAAGACGGACCCAUCGCCGUCGUGCUAGCUCCGACACGAGAGCUUGCCAAGCAGAUUCAUAACAUAGUCUUAGAGUUGGGUGAGCACGCACGUGUGCGCAGCGUGUGCGCCUCGAACGGGGAGCCCAAAGGAGGUCAGUACGCCGAGCUGAAGAAGGGCUGCCACAUCUGCGUCACUACGCCUCAACGCCUCAUCGACUUUCUCGAGGAAGGCAAGAUGAAUCUGCACCGCUGCACGUACCUCGUGGUGGACGAAGUAGACCGUAUGGUGGCAAUGGGGUUCGAGCACAUUGUUCUGAAGAUUGCCGAGCACUGCCGGCCGGACCAUCAGACGAUUAUGUGGGUCACAUCCUGGCGAAACGAGCUCAGGCACUUUGUCGAGGACCUGCUCAACGACUACAUCGAAAUCGAGUUCGGGAAGGCGCAGCUACCAGCUGAAAACAGCGUGGAGAUGACCGUCGACGUGUGCCAGGAGGAAGAGAAGGAAGCGAAGCUAGUCGAGCUCUUCGAAGAUGUCCUCAAGGAGAAGUCAAAGAAAGCCGUUGUGUUCACCGACACGAGGAGGAAAGCCGACGAGAUUGCGUGGAAGCUGCGACUCCGGGGUUGGUCUGCCAUCGGCCUUCACGGCAAGAAAACGAAAAAGGAGCGCGACUGGAUCGUCUCCAUGUUCCGGACUGGUACGUCAAGCGUGCUCGUGACGACGGAGGAGGUGGCGCAGGACUUGGUCCUCGAGAACGUGUGCCUGGUUGUGAACUACGACUGCCCGGACUGCUCAGAGGUCUAUGUGCGCAGGGCGAGCCCCGUCGCGCACUCAGGUGAACCAGGCGUGGUUCACACAUUCAUCCUUCCGACCCAGCAGCUGUAUGCCAGAAACCUUAUAGCAAUUCUGAAGAAUUCCAAGCAGCUGGUUAAACCAGAGCUCUACAAUAUUGCAAGGAAAGCUCGUUCCAAAUGAUGACGCGUUUGACACCGGCGGUCGGCGAGGCGCCUGGGGUGACGGCGGCCCUAGGAAAGAACUGGGUGUCAUGAAGAACUCUCUUCAAAUUACCUGCCUCUGCUUAACCGAUGAGAGAGGCGGCAGUAUGUUUGCUUAACUUUACGCUAAGUAAAUAUUAUAUAACCGCAUUGACACGUGUACUUGUUUAUCUUUCUCGGCUGACCGCGUU
Molecule: messenger RNA, 1749 nt
Organism: Dermacentor silvarum
Lineage: Eukaryota; Metazoa; Arthropoda; Arachnida; Ixodida; Ixodidae
Product: probable ATP-dependent RNA helicase DDX5
Exons: 1
Coding region: 90-1538 (482 amino acids)
Cellular component (GO): nucleus; ribonucleoprotein complex; cytoplasm
Molecular function (GO): ATP binding; RNA helicase activity; RNA binding
Source: RefSeq, a predicted model, not a curated record